AUGUCGUCUUCUGAAAAUGGUUGGUUUAGAAGCUUGGCGGUUUUUUUCGAAGAUUCUUCUUUUGGCAGCGUUGUUCAAGGAUUUCAAGACGACAUUUUUACAUUGUCCAGUUAUGGAAACGCGACUGAUGAAGGAAGACAGCUUGUAGCUGCUGCUAGCUCAGGGUAUGGAGAUGAUUGCUGUCCUCCAGUAGUUGAUCCGUAUACUUGGUUAGCUCUUAUAGCAGGAAUAGCAUUGGCAACGUUUUUCCUUCGGACUGCCAUUACAACCAAUAUUGUUUUUGGCAGUGGCAGGAAAAGAGCUUUAGAGGACAAUAUUAUAGAGGACCUUGCUACACCAGCUUUACAAGAAAAAUCGGAUGACAAGAGACGUGAUGACAAGUCAGGAUUCUCUCACCUGAAUCAAGGGGAUUCAGAAUAUUCAAAGAAACCCCAUGAUAUUUCUCCUGUAAUGAGGAUGAUUCCACCCGGUUCUGUAAAUCCUGGUUUUCUGUUGAAGCAGAACCUGAGACCAGGGAGACCAGGGAGACCUGGGAGACCAGGGAGAACCUUGGUAUCUCAGGGUAUACCCAGAGCAGGCAGCACACAAACCUUGCCUCAGAGUUUCAAGAGUCAGGAUAAUGACGAUUACUAUGACGAAGACGAUUAUUCUGAUUAUGAAGAUCUGAAUGCUGCGUACCACGGAAAUAUUAGUGGAGCGGCGUCAAGAACUUUCCAGAGAAUCUCAGAGAGAAAUAGAGGACCUGGGAGGAAACUAGACAGUAUAGACAGAUUUGAUUCUGGUCUUGCACUUGGUGAAACGGACGGAGAAGAUCUGCAUGGAGAGGCAGCUGGAGGCUUUUACGGAGGGGGAGGUUUUAUCAAUAGAGGAAUAUUUGGAGGAGGCCAAGGGAGAUUUGGAGGCCGAGUUGGAGGUUACGGAGGCGCUGGAGGAUUCGGAGGUUUUGGAGUUGGAGGAGGAGGCUAUGGAGGAGGAAAGGGAGGCUAUGAAGGGGGAUUAGUAGGUUAUGGAGGCUCUGGUGGAGGGGGAAUCGGAGGAUACGGUGGAGGAGGAAUCGGAGGCUAUGGAGGUGAAUUAGAAGGUUAUGGAGGCUCAGGUGGAGGGGGAAUCGGAGGUUACGGUGGAGGAGGAAUCGGAGGCUAUGGAGGUGGAGGAGGAAUGUAUGAUAUUGGAAAUGAAGGACAAUCUUAUGGGUUUGGAGAUCUAGACAGACAAUCUCAGCUAAUUAUACUCAGGCCCCCUCCCAAGCGCAAUACAAAUGGUGGUUCUAUUCUUGGCCUGAUAGAUAUAGAUUAUGAAAGUUUUGUUUUACUUCUGGGAUUGGCAGGAGCAGCUGCUGCUUAUGUUUUAUAUCAGCAAAUUCUGACGAAAGGCAAGAAACGAAGUUUUCCAGACCGUGAGUUGAGAACAGAAGAAGGAUACAGUCAGGGUACUUUGUACACAAACAUUGAUCAACUUGCGGAUUUCGUCCUUGUGGGACUAGAGGAGUUUGAGGAGAAGAUGGAGAAGAUGGAAGAGAAAGAGAUGAGGAAGGAGAAGGAGGAGAAGAAGGAGAAGGAGGAGAAAGAGGAAGGCUGGUUGUCCUACAUAGCGAAGGAGUUCAUCCAAUUAAAAACAGAAACUGAAAAAGAAUUGACACAGGAUAAAGAAGAUGAAGAGACUAAGGAUGAGGAUGAGGAUGAAAGAGACUGGUUGGAUAAACUAUCACAAGAACCAAUACUAGAUCCUCUUCUUGGUAUUGCAGAAGAGUUAAAUCCAGGCAAAUCUGAGAGGAAAAUCAUUAAGAGAUCUGCUGAGGAAAAAAAGAAGAAAAAGCCUGCUGAGGAAUCUUGUAAAAUACAGGUUUGGAGAUGCCUUUCCGGUGUUCUGGAGUCCGGAGUAAAACAUUUAGAUAAACCUGAGGGGAUUACAGGGUUAGUGAAGAAAAGUCUGUUCAAAAUGGCGUUCCACGGUGGAUUAUCUAAUGUAUGGUCGUCGUUGAUGACGAUCCCAGAGGCUCGAAGUAUAACCAAGUGUGUACGAGAACAUGAUGAGUGUGUAACCUAUCAGGUUCUAUCCAAGGAAACAAAGAACAGUAACCAGGAUGGAUCAAGGAAAAGAUUUAUAGUCAGUCCUGAGUUUUUGAAAGGUAAAAAAUCAAUAAAAAUUUGA
This is a messenger RNA of Eurytemora carolleeae, 2151 nucleotides long. RefSeq lists its product as uncharacterized. The transcript is spliced from 18 exons. NCBI's taxonomy places the organism in Eukaryota, Metazoa, Arthropoda, Copepoda, Calanoida, Temoridae. The record is from RefSeq and is a predicted model, not a curated record. The coding region runs from base 1 to 2151 and encodes 716 amino acids.